AUGAAGGCUCUCAUUCUCGUGGGUGGGUAUGGUACACGACUGCGUCCGCUUACAUUGACGCAACCGAAGCCGCUGGUUGAGUUUGCGAACAAACCCAUGAUGCUCCAUCAGAUAGAAGCACUCGCAACUGUAGGAGUGACGAGUGUGGUUUUGGCAGUCAGCUAUCGUGCAGAGCAACUAGAACAGGAAAUGAAGGUUCAUGCCGAGAGGUUGGGGAUCCAAGUCCACUUCUCCUUGGAAGAAGAGCCACUGGGAACUGCGGGACCGUUAGCUUUAGCGAGGCAAUAUCUAGAUGGCGAUGAACCUUUUUUCGUCCUCAAUUCUGAUGUUAUCUGCGAAUUUCCUUUUCAAGAAAUGAUUGAUUUUCAUCUAUCCCAUGGAUCGGAAGGAACAAUAGCUGUAACACAGGUAGAAGAGCCAUCAAAGUACGGUGUGGUUGUAUUCGACGAGCGCAGUGGGAUGAUUGCGGAAUUCGUGGAGAAGCCGCAGGAAUAUGUGGGCAACAAGAUUAAUGCCGGGCUUUAUAUCUUCAAUCCAUCUAUCCUGGAUAGGAUACCACUGCGCCCCACGAGUAUCGAAAAAGAGGUAUUCCCCAAAAUGGCAGAAUGUAACAAUCUGUAUGCUUUUGUGCUUUCUGGUUUCUGGAUGGAUGUGGGGCAGCCAAAAGACUUCUUAAAAGGGAUAUCGCUUUUCCUUGAACAUAAAAGAAGAACAGAUCCUUCAUUCCUUUCCAAAGGUGACUCAAUUCAUGGAAAUGUUCUUAUCGACAGCACUGCUAGUAUUGGAAACAAUUGCCGCAUAGGACCUAAUGUGGUGAGCUCACUUUCGGUAUUUUUUGUUUUGUUUAUCUGUCUAAAUCACACGAGUGCAAGCGCUCAUUGCGACAUGCCUAUGUUUACACUGCUUCCCGAUUGUUUUGAUUAA
This is a messenger RNA of Cylicostephanus goldi, 924 nucleotides long. NCBI's taxonomy places the organism in Eukaryota, Metazoa, Nematoda, Chromadorea, Rhabditida, Strongylidae. The record is from the annotation of a GenBank genome assembly.